Messenger RNA from Verruconis gallopava, 5256 nucleotides. RefSeq lists its product as uncharacterized. Gene Ontology annotation, biological process: tRNA methylation. The transcript has 5 exons. NCBI's taxonomy places the organism in Eukaryota, Fungi, Ascomycota, Dothideomycetes, Venturiales, Sympoventuriaceae. Bases 85 to 4902 code for a protein of 1605 amino acids. The record is from RefSeq and is a predicted model, not a curated record. Gene Ontology annotation, cellular component: cytosol.
CACCAUAAGACGAUAACGUCGUGAACAGUCAAGACUCGUGCAGUGGAUCAUAGUUAGCGGCAGGUUGAAUUUUAACAUGCAAUCAUGACGAUUUGGGUGGAUGACAUUCCUUACGCCGAAAGCCGUCUACGGGACUUGAGUAGAGCCCUUCCCAGAGUGAUUGGUACGACUGAGGAGGAAGUUCUGACGAAAAAUUUCAAUUUGAUCAUAGACAGGCUCAUCGAUACUGCAUUGGAUCUCUCGAUUAGCUCGGGACAUCGAAGUGCAGCCAUCAAUACGAUUUGCUCCGUUGUUGGGUGUUCUAAGUUGCUGCCAGAAAGCCCGUCUGUAUCGCAGAAUGCUUGGUUUAGGUGCCUCUCCAUUCUACUCGACAGAUCAGACAGAACCAAAUCAAGGCCUCUGCGGCAGCUGCUAAUAUGUUUGACGGAUGCACUUAACGAUUUUCCAAACGACGAGAAGGACCUCAUCGUCGAUCUGACCACGGACGAUGUUUUGCAAAUUUUGCUGCAGCAAUCAGACCAUGUCAAAGCAAAACCAGCGUUGCAUAUCUUGACCAACCUGCUUUCAAAAGACAUAUUGGGCAUCAAGAAUUUGAUUGAGCAUUGCAGAAAGGUUCGGAACUCUUCAUGUCCCGACGUAGCUCCAUCUCCAUCGGAUAUUGUCGAGCUGCAAUGGGUACUGCAAAUCAUUUUCGGUUGGGUCCGUUCGGGGGACACGUCGAUUGCUGCGGGACAAGCAGGGCGCACGCUUGUUAAAAGUAUUCUGAAAUGUCGAGACAUUGAAAUUCCUGCUUCGAAUCCACUUUGGGUCCUACCACUGAUACGAGUUCUUAAAGAGAACGUGGAUGAUCUUCACAACUUUCGCUCGCAUCUACUACCAGAACUUUUUAAGAGUCAAAUUUCGCAUUAUCGGCAUUUCCUUACAGCUUUAGGCUUAGAUCGUGUACUCGGGCCCAGGAAUGAGCUGGGGGUGUCAGAUAUCGAUGCGACAGACGCAAGAAUUCUCUUCACCUGUCUCGAAGUUGGUAAGGAAGCCGGCAUCGUCAUCGACUCUGCUGUACAUGAAGUCCAAAUUCACAACGACAUGGUACAUAUCCCGGAAACGGCGCUGGCAAAAAUUCUUGAGCAUGAUUCGUGCAAUUUGCGUCUAUCCGGCCUUGCUCUUGUCAUUUCAUCCGCAACUGUGACACGACCAUUUACGGGCUCUACGUUGCGUUGUCUCGAGCGGAACUUCUCACACCUCUUUAUGGAGACAGAUCUUUACGUCAGGGGAGAAGUGCUCGUUUACGUUCAACGCUUGGUAGAUCGGAUUAAAGCAGCGACCGCGGCACUCACGAGAAUCGUAAGCAAAAGAAAAAGUGAAUGUGAUGACCGGGUGCUUGCUGCCACAGGCCAGGUGCACGACGAUAAUCCUGAGAUUGCGCUGAUGGUGCAUCGCCAGUUUCUACGCUCAUUCAUAAUUCUUGCCAAAGCCCAGCUCCAUCCAGCCGCUGCCUACCAACGUCACAUCUCUGGACUUCGAACCCUUAUCAUUCUCGCCAAGUCCGGACUUGAUGGACGCCUACCUCAGGAUCGAUUGUCCAAGCAAGCUCAAAGCAAGGAAGCUACAAAGUGGGCGUUCCAUGAGACCAUUUUUGAUAGUCUCCUCUCACGCUUACUGCAAGACCUUCUGAUGGACCCUUUCGAGGAUGUCCGUAGCUUUGCCAGCUCUCUUCUAGCAAUGCAAGCCUGCAUACCGCAACUCGCAUUUGGAGCGAUGCAAUCAAGGCUUCUGAGAAGAGCUGAGCAAUUAAUGUUGUCAACGGGACGUGCCGAUCACGCGGAUGGAGUUUCUCGAGCAAACGCCUUAAUUUUUGAGGCAGCUACUCACGCUGACUGUACAAGCGAUGAGCUUGUAGGGAGCAAAGAAGCUCACAUGGCUGGUCUCCUCGAGAGGCUCGAAGAACGAAUAACCUUGGCACAGAACGACCUCAAAUUGGCAGUUGGCAAAUUUCCUCUCCAUGGCGUGCUGGCGAGCAUCAGGCUUGUUCUCGAUAACUCAAAGCUCUACGACAAAUUAAACACUAGUGUACACACAGUGUGGCAAUCUUAUCAUGGCCGUCUCGUGAAAGCCUUAGGGGAGGUUUGGAACAGUGUUAAAGAUGUCCUUUGCAAUGAUGCUCCUGAAGGAUAUGUACCUGAAGAUAUGGAAGAGGAUAUCAGUAUUGGCACGAAAGACAUCCUUAGUUAUUGCUGGCGUGCACUAAAAGAAGCGAGUUCGCUACUUCGUGCGCUUGUUAGCAGAGCUUCUGUUGGAGACCGGGAAGAUUGCCUUCUGACGCCAGUGCAAUUCGAGACGUUAUCUCGACUAGCUUUCACGGAACUAGUGGAGCUGCGACACAGAGGUGCCUUUUCGGCAGUUUCACAAUCCUUUGCAGCCUGCUGCUCGAGGGCCAAUACAUUAAAACGAUAUGAUCUGCUGGAAAAACUCUUUGUUGACACAUUAAAUGCUAUCCAAGCCAAAGGCUCUGCUACAACGCGGAGGUCAGCGGGAUUACCCUCACUCGUUGUUGGCAUCUUUGGUGCUUGUCCAACGUCCGACCUAUUCAGACAGGGUAUGAAUGAUCUGAUUGCUGAGGCAAAACUAGCGCCGAAGGGAAAGGUUCUACAUGGCGAUUCCCUGCCUCAGGUACACGCCCUGAACUCUAUUCGAGCGAUAUUCAUCAACACUGUUCUUGGACAAUACACAGAACCGUACAUUGCCACAGCCCUCGACCUAGCCGGAAGAUGUCUUACUUCCGAUAUUUGGGCUAUCCGAAAUUGCGGCUUAAUGCUUUUCCGCGCUCUGAUAGAUCGCCUAUUGGGCAGCGCAGACUCUCAGAACUGGUCAGAGGACACGAUCGCUACGGCAAAGCCUCGUUCGUCAUAUAAUGAGUUCCCUAGGUUGCUGGAGAUGACUCUUGAUUUGCUCAAGCCAGCCUCAACAAGUCUAGAGUCAACCAGAAGCUCCUUGGAAAGUGUGUUCCCGGCGCUAAAACUCAUGCAGAGAAUGCCUCCUCCGACAUCAACGCGAGGCAGGGUUCGAGAGCUCGUCCUGCGUUUGUGUCAGAGUCCACACUGGCACGUGAGAGACAUGGCCGCUCGCACUUAUGCUGUGCUCCUACCCAUUACUGAACGAUGUAUGAUUGCUACAACGUUGAUCCCUGAACUGGAAACUCCCCAAAAUGUCGCUCACGGUCAACUGCUUUGCAUCUCCUAUGCUGUUAAACUCGAGAUCCAAUCGUCACAACCAGACUAUGAUGCCAUGAGAGGCCUCGAGCAGAUGCUAAAUCGUGAAAUGUCAUAUUUGAUGAAAGAAGACCGUUCUCCGUUUUGCAGGACGGUUUAUCUCGAUAUUCUCAACAUGAUCGGACUUCAUCGUCUCAAGAACCAAAUAGAUAUUGGUUUGUCAGACCAUCACACGAUUUCAAUGAAUGAGAUUGAGCAGGUCUUUGCAGAGGCGCCAACUAUUCGAAGAUCGCUAGCACUUCAUGUGCUUCUUCGAUACAUAUUUAGCUCCCAGGAGCUUGGCGAGGGAGAUUUGAAUCCAAGUCACCAGGCUACGGUCAGCCUUUCCAAUUAUCUCGAUUUGUUAGAGGUCAUAGACGCUCGAGUAACAUUGCAAGUCCUCGAAUCCGUAAUCGAUAUGGCACAGAACAUACCGAAUUCAAGUCUUGAGGUCGUAGCAAAACACUUAUGUUGUGCAGCCAGCAAAGGCGAGCUCCAAGACCCUCAUGUCCUGGGGACCUCUCGUAUGCUGCUCGUGAGACUGUACGAGACACUUGGCCGAACUGAAAAUUUCUUUUAUGACUCGUUGCGAUCAGAGGAUAUGAAGUGGACCAUUUGCAAUGCCACGUCUAUGCCGCCAUCACUUCUCGAGAAUACUGUACUACUCUGGGGUCCGCUUUUAAACAAGGCUUGCAUGGUUAACGCAAAUGACGCUGAGCUUCUUGAAGAUCUUGACACCCUUGCCAUGGCCUUGCGGCCCUUGAUUGAUGAGCAUCAGUCUAUCGAUUUGCGCCUCGCCGUCGUCCGGUGUCUUGCAAGUAUUCAAAACCUGUGGAAACCUGAUCUAAGCAUUGAGCAUAAAUCUUACAUGGAGAGGAUUCGACUAAAGUUCAUAUUGCUUAUCUAUGACCUGCUCAAUGACGACGACGAGGGCAUUCGCAGUAUUGCUACCACCAUCUGUAGUGCGAUACUGUCAGAGGGCAAGCUCUCCGGCCAAACCACAAAUGCUGUUCCGCUUCUUGCGAGUCGUAAGCUGAUCGCUCACAUUCGAAUGAAAUACUCUCACAUGCCAGAAGUAUUUGAUCAAGCCGUUCUGCGAAUGAAAGGUUUCCGAACACAGAGCUGCGCCAACGUAUUUGCCGAUGUUAUUGCAGAGAACACUGCGCUCUUCGCAGUCGAAAAGCAAAACCUCUUUUUAGAUCCUAUUCGAGAAGCUAACCACUGGUCUCAACUCUUGAAAUGUAUUCCGGAGAUAAAGCAUGUACCACAGGUGCACGUGCGGAGCUUUUUCGAGUGGACCAAGGAAGGCUUGGACUUGCUUCAAGCCUACAUAGAGCAUAACAUGGACGGGGUGCUAGGAUGGACGUCAAAACCAAACAUGUUUGUUUUUGGCAUGCAAGUGUGGUGUGCAGUGGAUGUAGUUUUGGUGUGGAAACGAAGGUUUCAGUUGGAGCUUGACGUGGUGACAAAGUUGACGGACAGACUGGCGCAUGUCUUGACUCUCUCAAAAAAACAAGAGGUGCACCCUCUGUGGUUGGAGAAGCUCGAGAAGAUGUUGUCCCGAGAAGUCGAGUCGAGGAUACAGAACGGUGCGGCAUUUGCUAAUCUCCGGUCGGCAAUGGCUGCUCUACCUCCAAUGCAGACGAUGGCAGACUAAGCAACAAGUCUGUGAUGCUCUCCACUGCGGCUGACCAGCAAUGGCUUUUCGGCUUGCUAAAAGUCUUAAUACUCUAUCGGAAGUUCCGCGCGACUGCGCCGUUGAGGAGUCAUUACAAACGUCAAUUAACGAGCUCCAUAGUAACCCGUGCUCAGGCAGUUCCGCCUUUCAGGCUGAACACGAACAAUUUGCGUAUUCGAAUUAUAUUUUUUCGAUUCCAAUCGGCAUAUUAUGGCUGUUCAUCUCCACAUGCUUCAAUUUGCAGUGGUACAGACAAAUUUUAUGACAGUGUAUUUGGCUAGGUGUGCCUCGCAUAGCUUCCUUCAUAGCCUUGCCAGAUGGGAGUCGAACGGA